Molecule: messenger RNA, 1763 nt
Organism: Helianthus annuus (common sunflower)
Lineage: Eukaryota; Viridiplantae; Streptophyta; Magnoliopsida; Asterales; Asteraceae
Product: glycerol-3-phosphate acyltransferase RAM2
Exons: 2
Coding region: 23-1567 (514 amino acids)
Biological process (GO): cutin biosynthetic process
Cellular component (GO): membrane
Molecular function (GO): glycerol-3-phosphate 2-O-acyltransferase activity; phosphatase activity
Source: RefSeq, a predicted model, not a curated record
CCAAUGCAUCCUCGUUACAACAAUGGCCGGUAAUCACAAGAACUCCGACUACUCUAGUGAAUUUCCGGCGAUCGCGACAUGCGAAACAUUCGGCCGCGAUAAGCAAACCGUGGUUUCCGACUUGGACGGAACCUUGCUCCGGGGACGUAGUUCAUUUCCCUAUUUUGCCCUUGUAGCAUUUGAAGUUGGCGGACCAUUAAGACUCCUGUUUUUACUUCUAGCUUCUCCGAUCGCCGGAAUUCUAUACUAUUUCAUCUCCGAAGCAGCUGGAAUCCGUGUUCUUAUUUUUGCAACCAUGGCCGGGAUGAAGGUUUCGGAUAUUGAAUCCGUGGCACGUGCGGUCUUGCCGAAGUUUUACUCUAGUGACUUGCACCCUGAGGCGUGGCGCGUGUUCGCGGCGUGUGGGAAACGGUGUGUGUUGACCGCGAACCCGACGGUGAUGGUGGAACCGUUUUUGAAGGAGUUUUUGGGUGCGGAUAUGGUGUUGGGGACGGAGAUUGAUAGUUGGAAUGGAAGAGCUACCGGACUUUUGAAAACUCCGGGAGUACUCGUCGGAAGUCAUAAGGCGGACGCGCUUUUGAAGGCUUUUGAAGAUGCUUCACUGCCGGAGUUGGCACUUGGUGACCGGAAAACUGACUACCCAUAUAUGAAGUUAUGCAAGGAAGGUUACAUCGUACCACCAGCAACAUCGGAGCUAAAGCCGGUAACAGUAGACAAACUUCCAAAACCGGUGGUCUUCCACGACGGCAGACUCGUCCACAAACUAACCCCGUUCAAGGCCCUCAUAACCAUUCUCUGGAUUCCGGUAGGGUUUCUCCUCGCAUGCCUGCGCAUUGCGGCGGGUGCACUCCUCCCAAUGCCGCUAGUCUACUACGCCUUUUGGGCACUCGGCGUACGCGUCUACAUUAAAGGAACACCACCCCCUCCCGCGAAAAAGUCAACAGGUCAAACGGGAGUCCUCUUUAUAUGCUCACACCGUACCCUCCUUGACCCGAUAUUCCUCUCGACCUCACUCGGCCGCCCAAUACCCGCGGUCACAUACUCGUUGUCGAGACUCUCGGAGAUCAUAUCCCCGAUUAAAACAGUCCGGUUAAACCGAGACCGGACAGCCGAUGCAAACAUGAUCAAGAAGCUUUUAGAAGAAGGUGAUUUGGUUAUAUGCCCGGAAGGAACCACUUGUAGAGAACCGUUUUUGCUUCGGUUUUCCGCUUUGUUCGCUGAGCUUACUAACGAGCUCGUUCCAGUCGCAAUGUCGAACAAGAUGAGCAUGUUUCAUGGCACCACUGCAAGAGGGUGGAAGGGGAUGGAUCCGUUUUACUUUUUUAUGAACCCUAGUCCGGCUUACGAAGUUACCUUCUUAAAUAAGUUACCUUAUGAGUUGACUUGUGCAAGUGGUAAAUCGAGCCAUGAUGUCGCGAACUAUAUUCAACGGACGAUUGCGUCGAGUUUGUCAUACGAGUGUACGAAUUUUACGAGGAAAGAUAAGUACAAGAUGUUGGCUGGAAAUGAUGGGACGGUGGACACCGGAAAACCUAAAGUCGCAGCCGGGAAGAUCAUGGGGUGCUAGGAGUUGCAUGGUAUGAUUUGGUUUAUUGAUAAUGAUAUAUGCUGUACCAAAUUAUCUGGUUGAACCAAAUUAUGUAUCAAUUAAAUUGUUUGGUAGACUCGUAAUUAUAAACCACGCAACGCAAAUGUAACAACGGAGCAGGUCCGUAGUAUAAUUAUCGACAAAUUUAUAGCAUCAUAAAGUUCGGUCCAUAAUA